CUUAGUGACGUCACGUGAUGAGCAGCCAAUCGCGACGCGCUCUUCUCUAUAAAGCAUUUGCCCGCUGGACUCCUCAGCACUCCUCAGCAGCUAAUUGACUCUGGAUAGACAAAAUCAUUCGAGAAGAGGGGAAAUAUUCGUCCGAUCGCUCUGAGUAACCUGUUCACCGCCUGCAAAGAUCACUGAAGACGACGAUGCCUCUAACGGUUCUUCCCCUGCUGGGCCCGAUCUCAGUGUCCGAGAGCCUGGUGGCCAUCAUCACCAUAUGUGUGGUGUAUCUGCUCAUGCGCCUCAUGCGCACGAAGAUUCCCGAGGGGCUCCAGAAGCUGCCGGGGCCGAAGCCUCUUCCCAUCAUCGGGAAUGUGCUGGAGGUGGGAAACAACCCACAUCUGAGCCUGACGGCCAUGAGUAAGUGCUACGGCCCCGUCUUCCAGAUCCAGAUCGGCACACGUCCCGUGGUGGUGCUCAGCGGAAACGACGUGAUCCGUCAGGCUCUGCUCAAACAGGGCGACGAGUUCUCCGGGCGUCCGGAUCUGUACAGCAUGAGGUUCAUCAGCGACGGCAAGAGUCUGGCCUUCAGCACGGAUAAGGUGGGAGUGUGGCGCGCCCGGCGGAAGCUGGCCCAGAGCGCCCUGCGGACCUUCGCCACGGUGCCGAGCUCCGAGUAUUCCUGCGCUCUCGAGGAGCACAUCAGCAAAGAGGGACUCUAUCUGAUCGAGCGUCUUCACACCGUCAUGAAGGCCGACGGGAGCUUCGACCCUUUCCGCCACAUCGUGGUGUCCGUGGCCAACGUGAUCUGCGGAAUAUGCUUCGGCCGCCGCUACAGCCACGACGACGACGAGCUGGUGGGAUUGGUCAACCUGAGCGACGAGUUCGGGAAGAUCGUGGGAAGCGGGAACCCUGCGGACUUCAUCCCUUUCCUGCGCAUCCUUCCCAGCACAACGAUGAAGAAGUUUGUGGCCAUCAACGCUCGCUUCAGCAAAUUAGUGCAGAAGAUCGUCAAGGAACAUUAUGACUCCUUCGACAAGAACAACAUCCGUGACAUCACCGAUUCGCUCAUCGAACACUGUGAAGACCGCAAGCUGGACGAGAACUCAAACGUCCAAGUGUCCGAUGAGAAGAUCGUGGGGAUCGUCAAUGACCUCUUCGGAGCGGGUUUCGACACCAUCAGCACGGCUCUGUCCUGGGCUCUCGUCUAUCUAGUGUCCUACCCUGAGAUCCAGGAGCGACUGCAGAGAGAGCUGAAUGAAAAGAUCGGAAUGGAUCGUACGCCGCGUUUGUCCGACAGAACGGACCUGCCGUAUCUCGAGGCCUUCAUCCUGGAGAUCUUCCGUCAUUCCUCGUUCCUUCCGUUCACCAUUCCUCACUGUACGUCUAAAGACACGUCACUCAACGGAUAUUUCAUUCCCAAAGACACCUGUGUGUUCGUAAACCAGUGGCAGGUCAACCAUGACCCGGAACUGUGGAAAGAUCCGUCGAGCUUCAACCCGGACCGCUUCCUCACCGCGGACGGCACGGACCUCAACAAGAUGGAAGGAGAGAAGGUGCUGGUGUUCGGCCUGGGGAAGCGGCGCUGCAUCGGAGAGUCCAUCGGACGAGCCGAGGUCUUCCUGUUCCUGGCCAUCCUGCUCCAGAGGUUAAAGUUCAGCGGGAUGCCCGGAGAAAUGCUGGACAUGACCCCGGAGUACGGGCUGACCAUGAAGCACAAGCGCUGUCUGCUGCGGGUCACGCCGCAACCCGGCUUCGAGCUCCACAGCUACGCGUCGUGAUCCAGGCGGAAGGUCGUCGGAGUUUGAGCUGGAAUCCGCAGCGCCGUCGGCUCGAGUGGAAAGCCGGCCGUCGGCUCGCAAUGCCAAAUAUUUGAAAGAUGUUCGUAUCAGUUCUGAUGCAUCUGGUGCAGUUAUUUCAGAGUCUUCAUCACCUCUAUCUUCUCUGUUCUCACGUCCGUAUGGGUUCAUGCUGAUGCUGAUAACAUAUUUGUGCUUCCAGAUAUAGUGCCGAGAUAAGAGUCUCAAUCCAGUGCCUUCUGUUCUCAUAAGCUCAACACACACUGAAGCUAGUUUCUGUUCGAUUACUAUCCCAAAAUGUGAUCCACGUGUAAAUAUACAGCCGUGUGCCUGAUCUUAAGUUUGUACAGAUUUUUUUUUUGUAUUCAUCAAGGUGCUUCUGGACAUUCAAUAUUAUUCUCCAUCAAAUUUUCCUCCCUGAAACUCCUUAUCAGGUUCUUGCAUAAUGAAGGAUUUUAACGUCUGAAGUUCAACAAUAAGUAAUUCCUGCAGAUGUGCUCUCAUAUCAACUCAAUGUUUUUGCAUAACAUAUUUAUGAUUGCCAAAUGAAUAAUAAAACUUUUAUUGUGAA
Messenger RNA from Megalobrama amblycephala (Wuchang bream), 2358 nucleotides. It is a transcript of the gene cyp1a, whose product is annotated as cytochrome P450 1A1. NCBI's taxonomy places the organism in Eukaryota, Metazoa, Chordata, Actinopteri, Cypriniformes, Xenocyprididae. The record is from RefSeq and is a predicted model, not a curated record. Gene Ontology annotation, molecular function: steroid 17-alpha-monooxygenase activity; iron ion binding; heme binding. Gene Ontology annotation, biological process: progesterone metabolic process; hormone biosynthetic process. The transcript is spliced from 7 exons. The coding region runs from base 195 to 1769 and encodes 524 amino acids.